This is a messenger RNA of Fukomys damarensis (Damara mole-rat), 1094 nucleotides long. RefSeq names its product DEPP1 autophagy regulator (gene Depp1). Gene Ontology annotation, biological process: regulation of autophagy. The transcript is spliced from 2 exons. Lineage: Eukaryota; Metazoa; Chordata; Mammalia; Rodentia; Bathyergidae. Gene Ontology annotation, cellular component: mitochondrion. The record is from RefSeq and is a predicted model, not a curated record. Bases 166 to 747 code for a protein of 193 amino acids.
AGGAAAGGUAUAAAAGCAGCCAUAGGCCUCUGCCAGAUAGUUGGGGAGAAGCCUUCCCCUGCCACUAGCCCAGACGCACCCUGGUGUCUGUACCCAGCUCCGGAUCGGACUGUUCUUGCUGUCGCCUUCCUACCACACCAGGCCCCUGGGCUCCAGGUGGCUGCCAUGCGGUCUCGGCUCCUGUUGUCUGUGGUCCCACUGCCCACUAUCCGGGAGACCUCGGAGGAGAUGCUGCCCUCUGAUCCUGGGCAGGAGCCCCCGGCCUCCCCCAGCCUGGAGGACUACGUGAGGUCCAUCUGCCAAUUGGCGCAGCCCACCACCGUGCUGGACAAGGUCACUCUCUGGGGCCAACCCAGCCGAGCCCACCAGGAGGUCCAGGUCAGAGAGAGGAGCCCAGCUUCUUCCCCCAAGGAGAGCUCUGCCAGCUUCAACAGCCCAUGGCCCACACUGCCCUCUGCUGGUGCCGCUGACCCGCUGAACUGGCUCUUCAGGGAGUCCCAGGAAAAGCAGAGUGGGACAGACUUCCCCUGGAUGGCAGCCCCUUCUGCCAGACCCUGGAGCGUGCACAGGCCGACAGACAGUGGCAAGGCCAGGAUGCCAGGGUGGUCUCUGGUGAUGCCAUUGAAGCACGGGCACCAGGGUGCCAGCAUGCAGAGUCGGACUUCCUUGGCUUCCCGCUGCAGCCCCCGAUCCAGCAGCAUCCUUCGCACUCUCUGCUCACAGCUCCCUGUAAUCCACGAACUCUGAGCCUCCCAAUAAAGUCUUCCAUCACAGAAGUGGCUGGGCCCUGUCCUUUCUGCCUUCUUCUGGUACACAGGUCCCUAUGGGCUCUGCGAGGGGACGCUUGGAAGGACUGUCUACCUGGUGACCUGCAGUGACUCUCACAGGGCAAGAGGGCACUGCUUCCACUGGCUCUGCCCCACUGGCUGAGCACCCUGAGCACACUGGGGGUCUCUUUCUCAUGGUGGGUGGGGGUGACUGAGGGACCCAGCCUGGGCUCCCUGAGGAGUUAGAGCACGCCAUGCUCUGGGGGGCAGGAGCUGCCACAGGUGGGUAGGCUAUGGAGCAGCACUACACACCCCAACCUCGGCCCU